Messenger RNA from Toxoplasma gondii ME49, 2637 nucleotides. Its product is annotated as EMP/nonaspanin domain family protein. The coding region runs from base 292 to 2256 and encodes 654 amino acids. Gene Ontology annotation, biological process: protein localization to membrane. The record is from RefSeq and is a predicted model, not a curated record. The transcript has 15 exons. Lineage: Eukaryota; Apicomplexa; Conoidasida; Eucoccidiorida; Sarcocystidae. Gene Ontology annotation, cellular component: membrane.
UCUCUCGCCGAGAAGCAGGCUCCGACACCCACUCUCCGUCUUGGGAGUGCAACUCGCUUUUCUUCUGAAUUCGGCGCUGCUUCGAGAGUUUUCGGUCCAAAUCUCCUUUCCUCUCCUCGCUCUGUCGCACGAAAAGGUCGACGCAAGGCGAGAGAAAACGACCAGCUUUGAGAGAGGACAACGUCGCGCAGCUCCCAAAGAAAAGCGAAGAGUUCUCUUCUUCCAGGGGUCUCUCUAACGGCAUCUUUCUCGAAAAAAGACAAAAGAGGAGUGUCCUGAGCGCGCGGUACGAUGGAGGCUUGCCCCGCUGUGAGGGCCGGGGCGUUUGCCCGUCUCAUCUGUUGGAUCUCUCUCCUUUCUUCGACUUUUCUCUUCUUUCUUCGCUCUGUCCACGCCUACGUACCUGGCAUCGCCCCCACUGAUUACACGAGAGGUCAGAAAGUAGAAGUUCAAAUUGCCUCUCUGCAGUCAGUGCAAGGCGUCCUUCCUGUUGACCCUUACCAGUCCAACGCUCCCUUCUGUCGGCCGGAAAAGAUCGAAGUAGAGGAACACAACCUUGGCCAGAUUCUCCUUGCAGACAGAGUGAAAAACACUCCGUUUGAGGUCGGCUUUUUAACGGAUGCAUCCUGCAAGGUCCUCUGCAAAGAUCAACCGAUUGGAGAUGCACAGCGUUCUUUUCUUGAGCGGCUCGUCAAAGACAACUAUCAAUAUCAACUAAUUGUAGAUCAGCUGUACGCGCUUCUCCGACACUACAGGGCAGAUGGGAGCAGCGCCUUUACCUUUGGAACUCCUGUCGGCUUUAGAAAGGGUGAUGAAAUUUUCAUUCACAACCAUUUUCGCCUUCUCCUCUAUUACCACUCCAACAGCGACAAUGACGGACAAGAGGUGCACCGGAUCGUCGGCUUCGAAGUCGUCCCGUACAGCGUCAGACACGUGGAGACGCCUGACGGCGCGGUGUUGUGCGCGCGGGAGGCUGGCGAGUCGGGGGGCGUCCUGGGCGACUCGUCGCUGCCGGCAGCGCCUCUCGCGGAAGAAGGAUUUGCUCUCGGUGACAGCACCAAGAUUUCCUUCACUUACGACGUGCUCUGGCAACACAGCAAUACGCCGUGGUCGCAGCGCUGGGACGCGUAUCUGAAGAACGCGCGCGACAACCCAAUCAUCCACUGGUUCUCCAUUGUGAACAGCCUCGUCGUCGUGCUCCUCCUCAGCGGCAUCGUCGCGAUGAUUCUGCUGCGCGUCCUCUACCGCGACAUCGCAAAGUACAACGAACUUCUCGUCGACGAAGAAGAAGCAGAAGAAACAGGGUGGAAACUUCUCCAUGGAGAUGUCUUCCGGAAGCCUGCGCACUCGACUGUUCUCGCUGCGCUCGCGGGCUCCGGCAUUCAGCUCGUUGGGAUGGCCUUCGUUACGGUCAUCUUCGCCGGUCUCGGCGUCUUCUCCCCGUCGUAUCGCGGGAGCCUUCUUCAGGCCGUCCUGCUCCUCUGGACCUUCAUGGGUGCGGCUGCAGGGUACACCUCUGCGAGGCUCUACAAGAUGUUCAAGUCGACGAACUGGAAAAUGACAACUAUCCGGACUGCUCUCGUCUUCCCUGGGGUUGUCUUCGCUGUCUUCUUCUUGCUCAACCUUGUUCUGUGGAUGCAACGCUCGAGCGCGGCCGUGAGUUUCUCGGCUCUUGUUUUCCUCCUCUUGCUCUGGUUCGGCAUCAGCACGCCUCUCGUGUUCCUGGGAGCAUACGUCGGUUUCAAACAACAACCUAUUUCUCUACCUGUACGAAUCAACAAAAUUCCUCGACAGAUUCCACAACAGCCGUGGUUCAUGCAGCCAGUGCUGUCAUGUGUUGUCGGAGGAGCGCUGCCUUUCGGCGCCAUGUUCACGGAGUUGUUCUUCCUCUUCUCUUCCAUCUGGCAACACCGCUUUUACUACCUUUUCGGCUUUCUAUUUCUCGUUCUCGUCAUUCUAUGCGUCACGUGUGCCGAAAUCUCCAUCACAUUUGUAUACUUCCAACUUGUCUGCGAAGACUAUCUUUGGUGGUGGAGGUCGUUCUUAUGUAGCGCUUCGAGUGGAUUCUACGUUCUUCUCUACGCUGUCUAUUACUACCACUCUCGCCUGAAACUCACGCACGCAACCGGCGCCCUCAUCUACUUCGGUUACUCGUUCAUCAUGGCGUACGCAUGCUUCAUUCUCACGGGUGCCAUCGGCUUUAUCGCAUCGUUCUUCUUUCUGCGGAAGAUCUACGGCUCUAUCAAAGUGGACUGAGCCUACACGAAGGAAGUUCUUCUGUUCUGGCUUGCUGUGCCUACGUUGGAAAGUCUCUUGUACAAACGAUGUCCACAGGACAUCUAACUGGUUAGCCUGGGGGCCUGAUUCCUCCAAGAAGUGUUUUUUGCUGGCAAGGUGCCAGCGUGGAAUGAUAGUACUAUUUGAGGGAAGUCACAAAACGCCACGAUGCCUCUUCUGAUUCUUCGGGCGUCUCCGCAGUGCUGAUUGCCGUGUCGUGGGGAGUGAAACAGUCAGAAUGCUAGCACGUCUGCAUCCUCGUUCCGUGAUCAGUCUGUCACCAGGGUGACACAUUGUAUGUGGAACGUAUGCCUGACUGAAACAUUUAGUCAGCGCCUUCAAUGGAAUCUCUGAAUCGGC